This is a messenger RNA of Neurospora tetraspora, 1681 nucleotides long. RefSeq lists its product as uncharacterized. Bases 425 to 1525 code for a protein of 366 amino acids. Gene Ontology annotation, cellular component: intracellular anatomical structure. The transcript has 4 exons. Gene Ontology annotation, molecular function: transaldolase activity. NCBI's taxonomy places the organism in Eukaryota, Fungi, Ascomycota, Sordariomycetes, Sordariales, Sordariaceae. The record is from RefSeq and is a predicted model, not a curated record. Gene Ontology annotation, biological process: carbohydrate metabolic process; pentose-phosphate shunt, non-oxidative branch.
GACUCCCGGUAUCCGAGUCUCCAACAUCUUUUUUUUCGUUGCUUCUUUUCUUACCUUUUCCCACCCUUCAUCGUUGUGUUUGUCAAUUCCAUUGUUUCCCUUUUUAUCCCCUUUUGACCCCUUUUUUUGUUGUUUUAUCCCGUGGCCGAUUAUGAAACACCAAACAGGUAUUAGCGGGUGCCCUACCAGCCCUACCCGGCGAUAGAUCGGCCUAUGUCGUCAUCGCCCGGCCUUGGACAAACGGUCCCUGAACAGGCGGUGGGAGAUCAGGGCAACAUGCGAAUUUCACUUCACAUUCCCAUUCUGCUCUAUCCGUUCUUGCCAUUCAUAUAUUUUUACACGGUUUAUCGCUGUCCAAUUAUCCUGCAACUCCCCUCCUGUACCCAAAACACCGAAGCUGUACAACAAAAACUCGCCAAUCACGAUGGCUUCCCUCCUUAAUCAGCUUCGUGGCUUGACCACAGUCGACUGUGACACUUUCGAUGCCCAUGUCGCGCGCAUAUACGGUCCGUUUGCGGAUUGCACAUCGAAUCAGGCCAUUGUUCUUGCUGAAAUCACCAAAGUCGACCCCAAUGGAAAGCUCAUCUACCAAAGUCUGAUCGACGAGAUCAUUCCCAUUGCCCACUGGAUGUUUGGAAAGCAAACCGAUGCCACGGUAGAAGAGCUUGCCGCCGAGCUGCUGGCCGUUGGCCUCGCUCUGCGCUUCCUUCCUCACCUGAACGGCUUCAUCCACAUUCAGACAAACCCGAAAUGGUGUUAUUCCACCGAGAAAACCGUCAAGAACGCCGAGAGAAUCAUCGCCCACGUCAAACACCUCUCCCCCGACUUCGACACCUCGCGCGUGUGCAUCAAGAUCCCCGCCACAUGGGAAGGUCUUCAAGCCUGCCGCGAGCUCGAGCACCGGCACUCCAUCGCCACCCUAGCAACCAUCGUCUUCAGCAUGGAGCAAGUCGCCCUCGCCGUCGACGCCGGCUGCCGCUACGUAGCCCCCUACGUCAACGAGCUGCGCGUGCACUUCGACGCCACCUACACGGACGCCAACAAGGACCGGGCCGCCCUCUUCUGCGGUGCUGCGCAGCGGUAUUGCGAUGAAGUCGCUUCCUCUGCUUCGGCUGCCGAAGCCGCUCAUGGUUUCUUGAGUCUGCAGACGCGGACGCAGGUGAUGGCUGCUUCGCUUACCAGCGUGGAGGAGGUCAUGAGACUGGCGGGAGCGGUGAAGCAUAUCACGGUGAGCCCGCCGCUGUUGACGGAGCUGGAGGCGACGCCUGCGGCGGGAUGGCCGGGUGCGGGCACGGUGGGCGCGGCGGCGGCGAUUACGGGCCCGAGCGCGACUGGUGAUGCGGUUAGGUUGAGGGAGUUGGUCAGGGACCAGAGUCAGUGGCGGUUGGCGUUUACCAGGGCCGAGGCCGGCGAGAGCGAGAGGAAGUUGGGGCAGGCUAUUGGGAUUUUCUGUGAUAUGCAGGAUCAGAUUGAGAGGUUGGUGAGGAGGUGGGAUUUGACGGGGAAGAAGUCUGUGAGUGGUUGAAGUGGAUGAGGCCAGGCGUCGUUUUUGCGUUGAUUUUGUCUGCUUUCGAGGUUCGGCACUGGCGUUCGGUUGGAGAGCUAGGGAUCGAGCAGUUUGUAGCGAUGCUUUUAUUGGAGUUUAGACAUGCAGGACAUGGUAUAAUUUGAAACAUUCAGA